ACAGUUGUACUAUUUUGUAUUCUACCAACAAGAAAUGAGUGUUCCAGUUACACCUCACUAGCAGUUAGUAGUGUGCAUGUGUUGGGGGUGCAGGGGGUUAUCCUCAGAAGGUUCUGUCCACUGUGAGAACUUGGUUGUUUUAGUUGGUUGGUUGGGUUGGGGGUUUUUUGGUUGGUUGGUUGGUUGGUUGGUUGGUUGGUUGGUUGGUUGGUUGGUUGGGUUGGGGGUUGGUUGGUUGGUUGGUUUUGUUUUUGUUUUUUUGGGUUUGGUUGCUUGAGACAGGCUUCUCUGUGUAGGUCUGCCUGCCUGUCUCUGGAGUGCUGGGAUUAAAGGCAUGUACCACCAUACCCAGCUCCACAUUGUUUUGUGGGGGGUGGGGGUUGUUUGUUUGGGACAGGGUGUUUGGCGUAGAGCUUGCCUGAGUACUUGUCCCCACCUCUCUCUCCCUACUGAGCUAUCUCUAACUCAAAUUUUAGCUAUUUUGAUUUAGAAAGAUAGGUUGUCUCACUGUGCUUUUGAAAUUAUUUUAAAGAUACAAUGGAUAUAUAUUAUAGGUGUUUAAAAUUGCUUUGUAUGUGUGGUAGUUUGAAUAAGUAUGGCUCCCAUAGAGUCAUGUGUUUGCUUGGCCCAUAGGGAGUGGCACUAUUAGGAAAUGUGGCCUGGGAGAAACUGUGUCACUGUGGGGGCAGGCUUUGAGGCCUAGGCCUGUGGUCUAGCCUCAGCCAGUGUGUCUGCUGCCUUCAGAUCAGGAUGCAGAACUCAGCUCUUUCUCCAGCACUCUGCCAUACUUCCACCAUGACAGUAACGAACUAAACCUCUGACAUUGUAAGCCAGCCCCAAAUAAACGUUUUUCACGAUGUCGCUUCACAGCAACAAAAUCAGAACUAUGCACAUGUGUCUAUGAAGCCACGAUGAAAUCACAACAAAUCUGAACCCUCUCCAUCCAGACCCUUUCCAAAGAGUUACUGAUCUCCUGUGGCAUUGUGGGUCGGUGUUACAUAAUGGAGUCAUAGCGUGAACUCUUCCUAUGUCUGCCUGCUGUUACAACCUCAGAUAACCGUUCCUCAGGAGCUCUAUAUUUUGUUUGAGAUAGCAUCUCACCAGGUAACUGGUGACCUGGAACUUGCUAUGUAGACCAGGCUAGCCUCAACCUCACAGAGGUCACCUACCUCUGCCUCCUGAGUGCUGGGAUUAAAGGUAUACACACCCAGCUCCCAAUCUGUCAUUUUAUCUCUUUUUGAGGCAGGUCUUGCCAUCCUUGGAAAUUGCCCAAUAAACUAGGCUGGCUGGCCACUGACCCGGGGGCUCCAUUGCUUCUGCCUUACUUGAGCUGGGAUUACAAGCACACAACAUGACCCCAGGACUCUACUCGGCCUUUUUCUUUUAAUGUGGGUUUUAGCAAUCCAACUCAGGUAUCUGAUUUGGAAAGCAAGCACUUUAUUAAUCCCCCAGGGUUCACUUCAAUUUUUAAAAACUUUUUAAAAGUGUUUUUAUCACUAUAUACAGGAAUAUAAUGUAGGAAGCUGUGUCUUUUGGCUUUAGUUUUACAUUUCUCCUGUUGAGAUAAAUCUAUCUGUGAAGUAUGUUUUAUUUUGAAUGUUUACUUCAUCCAUGACUAAGGUUGAAGGCUGAAUCUCUUUUCAUAUGGUCUGUUUUUUUUUUUCCUGACAUAUUUUUGUUAAGUGUUUAUAAUGUAUUCUUAACUAGGCUUUCUUCACUUACUGUAUAGAUUAUAUUAUACUGUAUAGAUGGUAUGGAUGACAGACUUAUGUCAUUAUGAAUUUAAAAAUUAAAAGCAAAAUGAGGUUAUAGCUCAUUGGUAGUUUGCCUACUAGCAUAAAAUUCAGGGUUCCACACACAGUUGUAAGCCUGCAAUCCAGUUUUCUCACAAUUCUUAAACUGUUGUCCCAAGUGCUGCUCUCCCAGAUACAAGCAAGACUUCCUUCCCCAGCUCCUCCAGUCACUGAUUCUUUCUGUUGUGCUUUCUCCACUACCCUAAUUAGGAGAGUAAGCCCAUAGCCUAAGGUUUCCACUCUUCCCUUUGUUUUUAGUGCACAUACACCAGAUACCUUCCAUGUAAACAAAGUUUUGACAAAAACAAAAACACGCCAACUAAGGAAAAUAGGAAACAGGUUAUGGCACGUUUAGUCUGGCUGGGAAGCUCAAGGGUCACACACGACCUUCCUAGCCCACUCUACAUAUAAAGACCAUACUUAAUGUUGGGUAAGUCCCGGAAGCAAGUCGCUGAGGAGGGCUCUGGUGUCCAGGGGUGUACCCAGUGACUGGUGUAACAACGCGAAGCAAAGUGAGAAAUGAUUGUGGGGUCUCUAGUAGUGGAAAAGUGUGCUCACUUUAUUUAGGCUAAUACUUUUCUUAUCACAGCAAGAAAGUGACUACAUCUCUCAAAUAAACCUUCAGCAGAUUUUACAAACUGACCCCAACUUCCAGGCUCCACCCACAGGAAGGUUUAAACAGGAAGGUUUGGACUAGACUAUUUCUUCUCCAGCACAAGCUGCCCUCACACAGGGAGGAGUCAGCGGAAGCACUCUCUGGAUGUUGACCUCCACUUGGGCGGAGACAGCACUUGUGAAAGUGGAGGGAUUUGCUUCCGGGACAUGAUCGUCUAAGCCGUGUGGCAAAAUGGUAGUGGGUUCCGCCCAGCCGGAGCCAUAGCCCUUUCCGUGCAGUGACCGUUUUGAGAGCGAAGUGUGCAUGUCUUCGUCAGUGUUUGUCACGAGCCCUCCCAAGCCGCGGGUGGAGAGCGACAUAGUCUCAGGAGUGCGGCUCCGGCCGGAAGGCCACUCGGCUGCGCGCGCGCCGGGGCGGGCCUGCAGGCGAUACCGGAGGCUGAGGCUGGAGGAGCCGCGUGCGGACCGCACAGCCACAGCCAGGCCCAGUGCUGGGAGGGAGGCGCUUCAGAGAGUCGCCCCCCACGCCCGCCUUUAGGGGGCCAGCGGACUCGGCGGAGGAAGCCUGGAGCACAGGGACGCCUUGUUGGAAAGCCUGACCAACCUAAGUGAGGGCAGGCCAUGCCAUCAGGGCUAGAGAGGAGUCAGGCAGGGUCCAGACUCUACUUGCGGGAUCUGGUGACAUAAGGACUCAGGGAAGGAGUGUGGGCAAGUGAAUGCUGAGAUUUGAGACCCAGAAGUUUCUCCCAUGGUUUCUUAUCACAUCUGCGAGUACCAAGACAGCGACUAUAAAAGUGUUGUGGAUGUGUUUACCAAGGGUGCAGAAGAGUACAUCCCCUCCACCUUCCGCCACUUGCUGCUGCUGCCCCGAACCCUCCUACUCUUACUUGGGGUGUCCCUUGCCCUGGUCCUGGUGUCUGGCUCCUGGCUGCUGGCUGUUGUAUGCAUCUUUUUUCUGCUCCCAUUUUUGUGGUUCCUUGCUGGACAGCCCUGGAAGAAUUAUGUGUCCAAAUGUUUACACACAGAUAUGGCUGACAUCACCAAGUCUUAUCUGAGUGAUCGUGGCUCAGGUUUCUGGGUGGCUGAGUCUGGGGAGCAGGUAGUGGGCACAGUGGGUGCUCUGCCAGUCAAGGAGCCUCCAUCAGGGAGGAAGCAGUUGCAGCUCUUCCACCUGGCUGUGUCCUCACAGCAUCGAGGACAGGGGAUAGCGAAAGCACUGGUCAGAACUGUGCUCCAGUUUGCACGGGACCAGGGCUACACUGAUGUUGUCCUUGAGACUAGCACCAUGCAGAUAGGUGCUGUGACCCUCUACCUGGGCAUGGGUUUCCAGAAGACAGGCCAAUACUUCCCGAGUAUGCUCUGGAGGUUAGUGGGUAUUCGUUUUGUUCAACUAAAUUACUCCUUCCCUUCUGCCUAGGAAGGGAGGCUGUGACCUUGAGUUCCUGUGGAGCAAGCACACUUCCCUGCACUCUGCUACAGGAACCAGUGAACCCUGUCAUGUCAGUGUGAUUAACAAUAAAAGCUUGUUGCUGCACACCA
This is a messenger RNA of Rattus norvegicus (Norway rat), 3947 nucleotides long. RefSeq names its product N-acetyltransferase 8B (gene Nat8b). Gene Ontology annotation, molecular function: N-acetyltransferase activity; protein-lysine-acetyltransferase activity; acyltransferase activity, transferring groups other than amino-acyl groups. Gene Ontology annotation, cellular component: endoplasmic reticulum membrane; endoplasmic reticulum-Golgi intermediate compartment membrane. The record is from RefSeq and is a predicted model, not a curated record. Lineage: Eukaryota; Metazoa; Chordata; Mammalia; Rodentia; Muridae.